Messenger RNA from Colletotrichum graminicola M1.001, 2064 nucleotides. Its product is annotated as F-box domain-containing protein. Gene Ontology annotation, molecular function: protein binding. Gene Ontology annotation, cellular component: SCF ubiquitin ligase complex. Lineage: Eukaryota; Fungi; Ascomycota; Sordariomycetes; Glomerellales; Glomerellaceae. The record is from RefSeq and is a predicted model, not a curated record. The coding region runs from base 1 to 2064 and encodes 687 amino acids. Gene Ontology annotation, biological process: SCF-dependent proteasomal ubiquitin-dependent protein catabolic process. The transcript has a single exon.
AUGACCGACACUACCGAGACCCCCGCAGAGCCUACCCCCAUGGAGGUGGUUGACGAACAAGGCCCCGGUCUCUCGACUUCAUCUACCAAGACCAAAGGCCGCCACCUUGUUCUCUGUGGUGUGCAACGAAUACCCUCCUCACCUUCGCCGUCCAGGACCGGUCGUACGAGAUCGCACAGCAGUCCCCAGCGCGGACGCGUGAAUGUCUCUUGCGUGAGCUUGGCAGGACCUUCGACCUCCACAACUUCUUUUGGUGGCGAUUCUUACUUUCCUGCCGGAGUGACAGCAUCUGGCUACGCCAGCGCCUCGAGCUCGGUUCCAGGAACACCCUCGAGCGAAACCGUCCAAUUCGUGGGCAUUGAUGGCCGUCUGGCUAUCCGACGAGUCGACAAUGUCUUUCCCAUGUCGCAGUCACCAGUGCCUCAGACAGUUGGGCUUCCGUCCGACAUGAGGACGACGAGCAGAAUCCAAGUCGCAAACCCCGAGGUACCCAAGCGUGGCUUCAACUUCUGGGAGAGCAUGCCUCACGAGAUGCGUGUGCACAUCUUCUCCUACCUUACACCCAAGGAGCUUGUUCGAGCUUCGCGCGUUAGCAAGAUGUUCUACAAGAUCUGCUUCGACGGGCAGUUGUGGACAUGCUUUGAUGCUACGGAAUUCUACCAGAUAAUUCCUGCAGAGUCGCUUGCAAGAAUUAUCGUUGCUGCCGGGCCUUUCAUUAAAGACCUGAACCUCAGAGGCUGUGUCCAGGUCGAACACUAUAAACGGGCUGAGGUGGUCGUCAAGGCCUGCAAGAACCUGGUCAACGCCACGCUGGAAGGAUGUCGCAAUUUCCAACGCAACACACUACACAGCCUGCUGAGGAGCAACGAUCAGCUCGCCAACCUCAACCUGACUGGAUUGACAGCAGUGACCAAUAUGUCCUGCAAGAUCAUCGCCGAGUCAUGCCCUCAGUUGGAGACGUUCAAUGUAUCGUGGUGCGUGCACAUGGACGCACGAGGCAUCAAGACAGUACUCUUGGGGUGUCCCAGACUGAAGGAUUUGAGGGCCGGAGAGGUUAGGGGUUUCGACAACCUAGAAGUCGCUGAUACGAUCUACGAGACGAACAACCUCGAAAGGCUGGUUUUGAGUGGCUGCGCCGAGCUCAACGACCGCGCGCUCAAGAUCAUGGUCCACGGAGAAGACCCCGAGAUCGAUAUCCUUACCGACCUACCCGUCGUCCCUCCGAGGAAAUGGCGCCACCUCGAUCUCAGCCGCUGCUCCCGUCUCACGACUCAGGGGGUAAAGGCUUUAGGAUAUAACGUCCCUGAUCUCGAGGGACUGCGGCUGUCCGGUUGCACCGCGCUCACAGACGCCGCGCUGGAGCCCAUAUUGGCAUCCACCCCACGCCUGACACACCUCGAGAUGGAGGACUUGUCAGAUCUAACCAACAGUCUCCUAUCAGAUCACUUGGCCAAGGCCCCCUGCGCGCGGUGGCUAGAACACCUGUCCAUCAGCUAUUGCGAGAACCUCGGCGACAGCGGCGUCCUCCCGGUCGUCAAAAACUGCGUUAACCUCCGAACCAUGGAACUUGACAACACCCGCAUCAGCGACCUCGUCCUCGCCGAGGCGGCUUACAUGGUCAACAACCGCUCCCAAAGCACCGCGGCGAAGCCGAAACCGGGGGUCGGCCUGCACAUGGUCGUCUACGACUGCCAAAACGUCACCUGGACCGGCAUCCGCGAGGUCCUCUUCCGCAACGCCCAGAUCAAGCCCUCCAUGUCCGAGGCGGGCAAGUUUACAUACUCGGCCGAGGCCGUCAGUCUCAAGUGCUUCUACAAGUUCCAGAUGACUGUCGACGAGCAUAUGAAGCGCGUACUCCGGGGCGACCUCGCCGCCGCCAACCGCCUCGAACGGCGGUGGGCCGACUACAUGCAGGCCACCGAGGAGGCAGGGACCGCCGGAGCCGGUCACCGACGUCGCAGACGCAGGGCCCGCGAGGCGCAGAUUCUGCAUGCCGACGAGGAGGAGGGCGGUAACGGUGGUCGCCGGCGGGGCCGGACCGUCGGGUCUUGUACCGUCAUGUGA